Metarhizium album ARSEF 1941 is the source of this 963-nucleotide messenger RNA. RefSeq lists its product as uncharacterized. Gene Ontology annotation, molecular function: RNA binding. NCBI's taxonomy places the organism in Eukaryota, Fungi, Ascomycota, Sordariomycetes, Hypocreales, Clavicipitaceae. The record is from RefSeq and is a predicted model, not a curated record. Bases 1 to 963 code for a protein of 320 amino acids. The transcript has a single exon. Gene Ontology annotation, cellular component: small-subunit processome; nucleolus.
AUGCCUUCCACAUACAACCAGGAAAAGCCGUGGGACACGGACAGUGUCGAUAAGUGGAAGGUCGAUGCCUUCACCUCCAAGGACAAUAUCGGCGGCACGUUUGCCGAGGAGUCAUCAUUUGUGACUCUGUUCCCCAAGUAUCGCGAAGUGUAUUUGAAAGAAGCCUGGCCGCUGGUUACCAAGUCUCUCGAAAAGCAUGGUAUUGCCUGCACAUUGGAUUUGGUGGAAGGGUCAAUGACCGUCAAGACGACCCGAAAAACGUAUGACCCAGCGGCGAUUCUGAACGCGCGUGAUCUCAUCAAGCUCUUGGCUCGAAGUGUUCCGGCCCCGCAGGCAGUCAAGAUCCUCGACGACGGAAUGGCCUGCGAUGUUAUUAAAAUCCGCAACCUGGUCGGUAGCAAAGACAGAUUUGUCAAGAGACGGCAAAGAAUACUGGGGCCCAACGGCUCGACCCUCAAGGCCCUCGAGCUCCUUACCGAGACGUACAUUCUCGUCCACGGAAACACGGUUUGCGCCAUGGGUGGAUACAAGGGCCUCAAAGAGAUCCGAAGAAUCGUCGAGGACUGCAUGGCCAACAUUCACCCCAUCUAUCACAUCAAGGAGCUCAUGAUCAAGCGCGAACUGGCCAAGGAUCCCGAGCUCGCAAACGAGAGCUGGGACCGUUUCCUUCCCAACUUCAAGAAGAAGACGCUCAGCCGCCGCCGUGUUCCCCUCAAGGUCACGGACAAGACCAAGAAGGUGUACACGCCAUUCCCGCCUGCCCCCGAGAAGAGCAAGGUCGACAAGCAAAUCGAGACUGGCGAAUACUUUCUGGGAAAGGAGGCCAAGAGUAGAGCAAUCAAGGAGGAACGCAAGGAGAAGCAGAAGCUACGAAAGGAGGAGAAGACAAAGGAGCGAGAGGCCGAAUACGUGCCACCGGAGGAGGACAGACCGAAGAAGAAGCGGAAGAAGUCGUCUGAUUGA